Molecule: messenger RNA, 4948 nt
Organism: Ceratitis capitata (Mediterranean fruit fly)
Lineage: Eukaryota; Metazoa; Arthropoda; Insecta; Diptera; Tephritidae
Product: dual specificity mitogen-activated protein kinase kinase hemipterous
Exons: 10
Coding region: 1-3810 (1269 amino acids)
Biological process (GO): protein phosphorylation
Molecular function (GO): protein kinase activity; ATP binding
Source: RefSeq, a predicted model, not a curated record
AUGCACGACGCACCAGAGUAUAAACACAGCAGCAGCAGCAGUAGUAGCAGUCGUGACCAGCAGCAGCAGCAGCACCACCAUCAGCUUGGAAGAGCGACAGCAGUCGUCGCGACUGGACCUGGAGGACCAAGGAUAGUACCAACAGCAUCUACGCAUUUACCCACAACCAACCUCAGCAAAACAAACACAUCCUCAAUGGAAUCGAUUGGGCAUAGAAUACACAGACUGGAAAAACGUCUCGAAGAGGAGAAUAAUUCACAUAAUCAUCUAAUGUUUGUUACCGAAACACCAAGUGGUUCAACACCCCGUGUUGGUGACAGAGAUGUACACAUGUCCCUACCACUCGGCAAGAUAAAACGCCCCAGUCUGGGUUUAGUCGUACCCAGUUCAAAUCGCAAUGCACCACAAAAUGAAAUGCACAAAAAACUUAAACGGAUACGCCAGCAAUCUGGUAUUCUCACUAUAAAUGGUCAAAAAUACACGAGUAUUAUGUCCGAUUUAGAGCAUUUAAGUGAUUUGGGUAAUGGUACUAGUGGGAAUGUGGUGAAAAUGCGACACAAACUUACGGGCACAAUAUUGGCUGUGAAACAAAUGCGUAGUACUGGGAAUGACGAGGAGAAUAAUCGUAUACUUAUGGAUCUCGAUGUUAUACUAAAUUCACAUGACUGCCCAUAUAUAGUGCAUUGUUUAGGUUAUUUUGUAAAUAUACCAGAUGUAUGGAUUUGCAUGGAACUGAUGUCAAUGUGUUUUGAUAAGCUGCUAAGACGUUCCAAACAGCCCGUACCCGAGAAUAUUCUCGGUAAAGUCACUGUAGCGACGGUGCACGCCCUGUCAUAUCUAAAGAUGAAACACAACGUCAUACAUCGCGAUGUGAAACCUUCAAAUAUUCUCAUCGAUGAACAAGGAAAUAUUAAAUUAUGUGAUUUCGGCAUUAGCGGACGACUUGUGGAUUCAAAAGCGAACACACGUUCUGCUGGUUGCGCUGCUUAUAUGGCGCCCGAACGAAUCGAUCCGAAAAAGCCAAAAUACGACAUACGUGCCGAUGUUUGGUCCUUGGGGAUAACACUUGUGGAACUCGCUACCGGCCGCUCGCCAUACGAAGGCUGUAAUAUAGAUUUUGAGGUGCUUACCAAAAUUCUAGACCACGAACCACCCAGUCUGCCAUAUGGUGAAGGUUUCGAUUUCAGCCAAGAAUUUCGUGAUUUCGUCGAUAAAUGUCUGACGAAGAAUGUACAUCAUCGACCUAGAUAUCAGGAACUCUUACAACAGCCAUUUUUUCGCUACUACGAUGCGGCUGAUGUGAAUGUGAUUCAAUGGUUUAAGACUGUUGUCGAAUCUGCCGACAUAGAGAUGCAUAGAACUCACAUGCCAAUAACGACAACAACAACCACAGCUACACUCAGAGGAGAUGUAACCGUGAUAGGAAAUAAUAAACAUAAUAAAAUUGCAAUGACAACAAUAUUGCCACCUACAACAGCAACAACCAUAACAGGAACAGCAACGACAAUAAAUCCGAAAAUGCCAGCAGCAAGCACUACACACAUACCCAGCUAUCAGAAUUCGUAUCAUAGCGCCAGCACAGCCACAGCUACACAAUCCACACAGCCACAAAUGCUUGCGUCACGCUAUAAAAAAGACGAUUACCUGCCACAAUAUCCACAUGCGCAAACGCAAUUGUCACACCAUCAUCAUCAUCAUCAUCAUCAACCAUCACAACUACCUCAGCCGAUUGCAAGCUAUUACAACAACAGCAUCGCCAACAAUCAUUUGCAGGGCGAGCGGGGCGGAGGUGGACUCGGUGUUGGUGGUGGCGGCGCUUUAGGCAGUAGUGGUGGCGGUAAUGGCUAUGGCAGUGGUGGCUCAGGCAGCAACAGCGCCAAUAGUAGUAGUCCACAAUCACCGCCGAGCAGCAGUUAUAAAAAUGCAGCUUUCAAAGACGACACGACACACAUUGUCAGUGAGAUGAGCAAGCUGUAUCGUAAAUCACCAUUUUCGCAGCGUAAAUAUAGCAAUGGUGCGAGCUUAAAAUACACCAGCGGUGCAGAGAGUCCCAAAAAGGAGUCAAUGUUCAGUAGUAUAGGUCAAUCGAUUAUACGCAACCUUACCACAUCGCCCUUUAGCCAAAAAAAGCAUCAUACACCGCAGCCACAUCAGGUGGAUCCACUGUGGCGUAUGCCGAAUGUACAUGAGAUGGGCGGCAAUGCUUUCGAUACGUACGAUAGUCCAGAGACAACGAAAACCUUCGCUAUUGGCUCACCAGCAAUGGCGCGCAAGCGUUUUCAAACAGCCUCUGCCACGCCUACACACACAUUGCCGAUAGGUGCAGUUGUAGAAGCGCCAUUGAAGGAGCAACAGCCGUCAUUGAUACCGGUUAAUCGUGGCGAGUUGAAUACGUCGCAACGCGUACCCGGCAAUCAUAGCCCAAUAGUGCUGCAACGUUUUUAUCACCAACAAAAUCAGCUGCGCGAAAAAGAGCUGGAAAAGCGUAAGGAACAACAAAAGCAAACCACAAAUCCCUUUCUCGCCGGCAAUUAUCAGUCAACAACAGCUGCUAACGUAUCAGCGAAUACGUCUUUUCAGUAUACUAGCGGCAACCAACAACAACAGCACCAUCAGCGUUACCCACAACAACAAACGCACCAACAACACUUGCCACUAACCAGCGCUGCCUCCUCAUCACAUUCAACUUCUAGUCAAUCAUCCACUCAAUCCUCAUCCUCACAAAUCGCUAUGAGCGAUUAUUAUGAACAACAACAACAGCUGCGUUCGCCACCUACAAGCGCGCCACCGCCACCUCCGGCGGUGGCAUCAUCAUCAUCAUCGUUAUCAUCACAACAACAACAGCCAACAGCUUUCGGCACGAGUCCCAGUCAGUUGCAAUAUCAGCCGUUGCCACAACACUACUUACCGUUGAAUGAGACGGCGGUACGUAGCUCGCGUUCGCCGCCCACCUCGCCGGAGCAAGUGUCUUCGGAUGGUGGUGUGAGUGGCAGUGGCAGUGGCGGUGGCGGUGGGAUGGCGAGUAAGUUGAGUAAAUUGUAUGCACGUCGACAGUGGCAGACGACAACAGCGGCCACCAUACCAACACAUACAGGCGUUGAAGGUGUCGUUGGUGGUGCAGGCGUUGGCUUGGGAGGCAAGGAUUAUAGGGACGAGCAUGGCUGGUUUAAUACACUUGCCGGCGCCAUGAAGCGUCAAUUUGCCUCUUAUGUUAAAUUACAAUUGCAUUCUGCAGCCUCACCAUCAUCCAGUGGCGUCGUCAGUCAGCAGCAUGAGGGUGUUGGUGGUUAUGAGGGCGCUUUGCCACCCAGCGCACAACCUAGCAAACCGACUUUAGCCUAUUAUCGUACACUCUCAGCGGGUAGUAGUAGUAAUACGAGCAACAGUACUUCGCCCAUAGAGGCGCCAACAAAAGCGGGCAGUCAGGCGAACACCACCAGUGACUUUUAUGAUGGCACAAGCGGUUUUCUGCGUCGUUAUGCAGCGGCUGGUGCCAGUGGCAUGACCGGCGGCACAUCAAAUGCGCAUUUGCUCACCGGUUUGGAUCGUCGGCAUCGCAGCCCAGAUCCCCCACCGCGCUACAAUCGCGGUCAAUCGCCAUUGCUGUUGCGCAAACAGUUGCUGGAGUUGAGCGGCCAACCCCCUGGCGGUUCUCCACUACUCAAUAGACGAUACGUCAACGCUUCACCACCGCUACCACCACCGCGUCGCGGAUCGGAAAGUGUACCCGGUUCACCGCAACAUUUCCGCACACGCAUACAUUACACACCCGAACCACAACGGCGUAUAUAUCGUACGAUCGACCAAUGAGUAGCGUUGCAAAUAAUGCUUAUGUGAUAUUGGUAUGGCUUUGAGGAGAAUGCGAGUGGUGAGACGGGCAGUAUUGGCGCUGGCACUGGUGUGGGCGGCAUUGGUGUAUGCGCAACCACGCAGGAUGAUGCGGCAUUGUUGGUAGCGCCUCACGCCGCUACACGUAGGCGCCUGCUGCCUACACGUUUUAGCGUCGACAGCAGUGGCGAUGCGUUGCAUACACAACUGGCGAGCGGCGCGCCACCCAUCACCACCAGCCCGACAGUGGAUCGUAUGACUGCUUCGGAUGUAGCGGAUGUGUUGGCGCGUGAACGUGACUUAUGGCGUUUGCGACGCGGCGACGAGUAGCAGCAGCGUCUGCGCAUUUGUGUCUUUUUUUGGAACGGUCAGUUGUUGGCUCGGUCGUUCGUUGGUGUUUCAGUUGGAAUUUUGUGAUUUUCGUUGUUAAGCUUAUAGUGGCUAUGCUGUGCUAUGUUUGUGUAAAUGUGUAUGCGUAACAAGUGUGUUCAUAUGUGAGAAAAGUGUGGCAGCACAAAGGCUUUUAGUCAGGCAUUCAUGUAAACGGUGCAAUAGAUCGGUAACCACCACAAUCUAACCUCACCUGUUAUACACAUAUAAAUAUGUAUUUGGAACCGCAGCGGCGAUUUUCGGCAAAAAUAAACUAACAGUAACGAUAAUAACUUUGAAAAGUGUUCAAGCGAUGUUGAAAGUGUAUUAAAGUUAGGAAAAAAAAGUUUUUACAAAAAUUUAAAAUAAAUGAAUUAAUUGUCACAUUAAUUAAUGUAAGCAAGAAAAAAUUUUUGAAAAACUUUUUCGAAAUCAGUUUUAAAUGCUUAAAAACGCCUGAAAAACUUUUGACCACUCAAAAAAAUUUUUUCUUCACAGGCUUCUAUAUUUUUCAAUGAUUUCCUGAAAAUUCAUUGGAAGUUUGUUUCACAACGUUUAAUUUUUGUCUUCAACUAUUUCGAACUUGUGUAAAUAACUAAAUAUAAUUGUGUACUGUUUUGUUAGCUUAUCAGCAUCUGUGUUAACGUUUUCUAAAGUGGUAUAAAACUGGCAUAAUUUUUGGAAACCAUUAUUUUAUGAUUUAUUCACUUUUAGUUUGUUUUUUUUUUACAACAUUUCUUGUUUUUUUAAA